CGGUUGGUGGUUGGUGGGGGUGGGGGGGGGAAGGAGACGCAGAAGCUGAUCGUCCUCUUCUUCUUGUUGCUCUCGGCGGAGACCUGCAGCUCACGGCCUCACAUCAUGCCUAAGUCAAGAGAAGUUGUUUCCACAAGCUCAGACAGCGAGUCGGAUAGUGAAGUUGAUCAAAAGGCUAAGAGAAAGAAGAUUAUCGCAGAGAAGCCAGCGAAAAAACAAAAGGGUGGUGAAAGUUCUGGAGGUGCAAAAUGUGCUAAAAGUGACAAAGAUGAUAACCUAUUUCAGAUUGGCAAAAUGAGAUAUGUCAGCGUGCGUGAAUUCAAAGGGAAAGUCCUAAUUGAUGUCAGAGAAUACUGGAUGAAUCAAGAUGGUGAAAUGAAGCCUGGGAAAAAAGGAAUCUCUCUAUUACCAGACCAGUGGAACCAACUGAAGGAAAUGAUUCCUGACAUUGACGAUGCACUAAAAAAGUUAUAAAAUGUCCAUAUGAAGAUGUACCCUGCUUUUUGUCAUCUGUAACAUUGUUUUUUUUAAAAGACGAAAUUAAGCUUUGUAUUGUACUGUUCAUGUGGCUGUUUUUUUGUUUAUGCAGCACAUCAGUGUUCAUUUUUAAAAUCUCACUAAGGGGUACAAAAAAAAAAUUGUAUGGGGAUUCUUUUUAGUGUGGGAAAAAAAAUGUUUCAUGAUGGUCAGCAAUUGCCAUAUCAUGUCUUUAAACUGUUACAUAUAUUAUCCCCAGGUGUCAAUCCAAGUAUUUUAUUAAAACGGCUUCAUAAAUUUGUUGCUUUAUCUAGAUCAUUUCUUUGUUCAGGGUCCAAUUGUUGAAAUCUCUGGCUAUAUCAGAUUGGCAACUUUAGCUUUCCCUAAUGGGUAAAGUCACCCCAAGUGUGGCAAUAAGCUUAAAAACCAUUUGUGGUUUUUGAUGUUAGCUGAGCAGAUCUUGCUCACCUGCAACAGAAUUCAGAUUGUUACAUUUUUCCUUGGUGCCCAAGUAUGGGGGGUGAUUAUCAUUCUGCAUGUGACUUACUGGAACACAAACCUGUAAAAGUCUUUGAGGACACGAGGCAGAAUUAAACGUACAUCGGCUGACAUCCCGUAGGAAGUUUAAAUGACCUGACGAAACAUAUUUGCUACUGAGACUUUCAACGAUAUCUUGAAAGAACGAUAUCUGAGAUCUGUUGUUGUUUCAAAUCCAUUCCAAGAAAAUAAACAUUAACAAUGCUACGAGGUUAAAUUUGUCAGACUGAAUUUUCUUGGCUUUUGGUGAGUGUACUGUACAUUAAAGUAUCUGAGCGCUUAUGAUCCAGAUAAGCCUUUUUGUUUGAAAUGAGGAUGGGCAAUGUUUAGUUUCUCCACAUACUCUCGAAUAACUGUCCUUCCGAGUAUUGCUGAAAUCUGUAGCUGGAAUAAUUUGGCUAUGGAAUGUUUGGACUUUUGUGAACAGUUUUAAGAUAUUAAUAGCUUUUAAUAUCUUAAACCAUAGGGAACUAUCCUAAUGUAGGUAAAUGACUAGCACUUGGUUUAAAUGAUCAAUGAUUGACAUUUAGUCCACUAUUCAGCAUUUUCCACUUUUCCCACUAACCAUUUAUGUAUUGGCUAUUUAGGAAUAAUUUUAAUCUGAAAACUGACUGGCUAGGCAUACCACUAUAUAUGAGCUCUUAAUUGCAGUACUAUGCCUAAUUUAAUAUUUUUCAGUAUGCUUUUGUAUUAUUUCACGAUGUCCAUAUUUCUCUGAUCUGUAUUGAAAUGUGGUCAAUUAAAUAAAGCUGCGGCAAUUUGAUCUGA
Messenger RNA from Leucoraja erinaceus (little skate), 1782 nucleotides. RefSeq names its product SUB1 regulator of transcription a (gene sub1a). Gene Ontology annotation, molecular function: DNA binding; transcription coactivator activity. The record is from RefSeq and is a predicted model, not a curated record. NCBI's taxonomy places the organism in Eukaryota, Metazoa, Chordata, Chondrichthyes, Rajiformes, Rajidae. The transcript is spliced from 5 exons. Gene Ontology annotation, cellular component: transcription regulator complex; nucleus. The coding region runs from base 106 to 474 and encodes 122 amino acids. Gene Ontology annotation, biological process: positive regulation of transcription initiation by RNA polymerase II.